Messenger RNA from Sphaeroforma arctica JP610, 354 nucleotides. RefSeq lists its product as hypothetical. The record is from RefSeq and is a predicted model, not a curated record. NCBI's taxonomy places the organism in Eukaryota, Ichthyosporea, Ichthyophonida. The transcript has a single exon. The annotation marks the transcript as partial.
GUACGGUGGGCGAGUUCACUGUCAGCAAUGGGUCGCAGGUGUUUACGCUGUGUGCACAGAGCGACAAGCAACGGCGCGAGUGGCUGGUAGCCUUGGGCAGUGCCAAAGCGCACGACCGUGCCGAGGCAGCCCCGCUUGCCACGUUACUACGAGCCUACUCAGCUAACCAGAGCGUCGCAUCACUUCAGCGCGAGAGAGAGGCUGAGUCAAGUGACGAUCCAUUGAAGAACAGAGAUUUAGAUACGAAUGCGGAUGCCGAACGGUGUCAGGAAGGAGAGACUGGAAGGGUUGGGGAAGGUCUGGAGAGUCUCGAGGCCGUCAAGGAGAAAGAGAAAGUAGGCGGAAGCGACGAUG